This is a messenger RNA of Lampris incognitus (smalleye Pacific opah), 1752 nucleotides long. It is a transcript of the gene actb1, whose product is annotated as actin, beta 1. The record is from RefSeq and is a predicted model, not a curated record. The transcript has 7 exons. Lineage: Eukaryota; Metazoa; Chordata; Actinopteri; Lampriformes; Lampridae. Bases 126 to 1253 code for a protein of 375 amino acids.
UUUAAAGUCCCGCUGCGCAGCCGCUUAUGUUGCAGUCAAGCCUCUGGCGUCGCGCUCAAGUGGAGCAACUCAAUUAACCAAAUCUCACAAGCGGAAACACUUCCCCCCCCCUACUAAACACAGAAAUGGAAGACGAAAUUGCCGCUCUCGUUGUUGACAAUGGCUCUGGCAUGUGCAAAGCCGGCUUUGCAGGAGAUGAUGCCCCACGUGCAGUCUUCCCUUCCAUUGUUGGACGUCCCAGACAUCAGGGUGUUAUGGUGGGUAUGGGCCAGAAAGACAGCUACGUGGGUGAUGAGGCACAGAGCAAGAGGGGUAUCCUGACCCUGAAGUAUCCCAUUGAGCACGGUAUUGUCACCAACUGGGACGACAUGGAGAAGAUCUGGCAUCACACCUUCUACAAUGAGUUGAGAGUUGCACCUGAGGAGCACCCAGUCCUGCUUACAGAAGCUCCCCUCAAUCCCAAAGCUAACAGGGAAAAGAUGACCCAGAUCAUGUUUGAGACCUUCAAUACCCCUGCCAUGUAUGUGGCCAUCCAGGCUGUGCUGUCCCUGUAUGCUUCUGGUCGUACCACUGGUAUUGUCAUGGACUCAGGUGAUGGUGUGACUCACACGGUCCCCAUCUAUGAGGGCUAUGCCCUUCCCCAUGCCAUCCUCAGGUUGGACUUGGCUGGCCGGGACCUCACAGACUACCUCAUGAAGAUCCUGACUGAGAGGGGCUACAGUUUCACCACAACAGCUGAGCGUGAGAUUGUGCGUGACAUUAAGGAGAAGCUGUGCUACGUUGCACUGGACUUUGAGCAGGAGAUGAGCACUGCUGCCUCUUCUUCCUCCCUGGAGAAGAGCUAUGAGCUGCCUGAUGGACAGGUUAUCACCAUUGGGAAUGAGAGGUUCCGUUGCCCAGAGGCCCUGUUCCAGCCAUCCUUCCUUGGAAUGGAAUCUUGUGGUAUCCAUGAGACAACGUUCAACAGCAUCAUGAAGUGUGAUGUUGACAUUCGUAAGGAUCUGUAUGCUAACACAGUCCUGUCUGGUGGCACCACAAUGUAUCCGGGUAUUGCUGACCGCAUGCAGAAGGAGAUCACUUCCCUGGCACCCACAACCAUGAAGAUCAAGAUCAUUGCUCCCCCAGAGCGGAAGUACUCUGUCUGGAUUGGUGGCUCCAUCCUGGCCUCUCUGUCCACCUUCCAGCAGAUGUGGAUCAGCAAGCAAGAGUAUGAUGAGUCUGGUCCCAGCAUUGUCCACAGGAAGUGCUUCUAAACGGACUGAUGCCCUCCCUUAACACGCCACUGCAAACGUAAACGACUUUGGUUCAGCACAUUGGGAACACCUUUUGACACUGUGUAUAGCCCCUGGCAGACCCUUCCUACUUUCCUUCAUAACAAUGGCUAUGGUACCAUGCCCCUCAUGGGGAAAACUUUUCACAGGAUGUGAUCUCACCGAGUAGUCCAGGCAGUGUAUGUGUGGGAGGAACAUGUCCGUUGUUGUAGGUCAUUCCAGAUGUCUGUCUGUUCACUACCUUAUUUACCUCUAUGAAGGUUUUAUUCCCUGCUGGGUCUGUUGCCCAACAGAACUGUAGUAUUGCUUAUGUAAAUUAUGUAAUCUGAAACUUGUUUUGUACGUUCAGCCUUAAAUGAUUCUUGGUCUGGUUUUGUUUGUCGUUAUGGUUUUGUUUGUCAUUAUGCAAAAGACAGCUUUUACCUUGUAAGGAGGUACACUGACCAAUACGAAGAACUCAAUAAAGUGCACAUGUCUGAGA